CGUCUUGAGGCCAUUUCUGGCCCCCUCCGUCCCGCGCAGUCGCUUAUGAGCGGGCCUAUCUUUAUCGAGUCUUCAAACGGAUGGACAAAGGAACUGCUGCCGUCAGACUUCAAGUGCUCCGCUUCAUUUGCUUCGUUCCAAUUUCUCCUCGACUGCCUUGCUUCCACUAUCUUGGACGGGAAAUGGGUCCCUCGCAGUGUAAAGCUUAUCGCACCACGAGUUGAGGGCAAAAUUGUCCGCUCAGAUAUCAUUCCGCUGCGUAUGGUAGACAUGGAGUGUAUCGAGGAAGUGAGGUCUUUGGCCACGCCUCUCGAACACUAUACGGGAAAGCCGUGGGAUACCUCUGCGGAUCUGAUCUCCCUUCUUACAGAGUCUGCUGGUGGUAUUAUUCUCCGAUCCAACGAGAGCGCCGAGAUUGCGGAUCUCAUGCUGCGCAACGUCCAAUUGGAGCUCCACAACCGACUUUCGUUCCAGUGGGUUAUGCCAGGCCUUCGACGCAAGACUGUCGCCUUCCUCGAGGGUAGCACUGUCCACCCCUCUCGUGGAGGCACGGCGGAGAACAUUUACGGGGCUGCCAAAGCCCUUGGCCUUGAUGUUGUAGUCCUUGCUGUCCAAGGUCACUGGCUGGAAGGAUCCGAAUAUGCCCACUGGCGUAAGGCUUUCGUUCCAAUCAAAUUCGGCUUCGAUGCGGAGUUUCCGGCUAGGAUCGUAGCUGCCGUCAAACAAUCUGGGCUCAAGGUCGACGCUCUUUUGACCAUCUUCGACUGUUUCCAGACGUUUAUCACUGCAGCUGCAGAGGAGCUAGGUUUGGCUUGUGAACCGGCGUCUGCAUUUGAGAUUGCAACCAACAAGUAUAAGAUGAGUGCUUUCGAGGGCCACGAAGCGUUUCGUGCUGCUAGCGCAGAUGAGGCUCUCAAUAUCGCCGCAACUCAAACCCUGCCUUACCCGAUCAUCGUCAAGCCCUGCAAUGGAUGGGGCUCCGAGGAUGUCUUCAAAGUCGAUGAUGCAGCAGAUCUUGCUCGCCAAGUCAGUCGCAUCAACACCGAUCGCCAUGGAGCUGAGUUCGUAAUGGAGCACUAUUGCGAUGGCCCUGAGAUCGACGUUAACAUAGUUCUGUACGACGGCGAAAUCCUAUUCUCCGAAAUCGGCGACGAGUAUCCCAAGGGCGCAGAAAACGGAACUCAAGAUGAUUUCCAUGAGAUGGACACUUGCUCACCUUCCCAACUCCCCGUGAACGAGCAAACCACGUUGCGAAGCCACUUCCACCAGACGCUUCUACGACUUGGCUUCCGAAAUGGGAUUUUCCAUUGCGAAGCCCGUAUGCAGGAUUCCACUCUUGAAUGGAAGUCGAUCGACCACGGAAUGUACGAGCUCCAGGAGACUUCCAAGCCUGCCGCAGCACCACCCAGCGUGUGGGUCAUUGAGGUCAAUCCCCGCCCACCAGGGAUGAAGGCAACUGGCAUUGUCGAAACUACCUACGGCAUUGACUACUGGGCUCUUACUAUGUUGAUUGCUCUUCGCGAUUCCGCGCGCGUGCAAGCACUAUCGCAGCAAUUCCGCAACGGCGCUCAGUACCAUGCCGAUAUGGUUUUCAUCUCGGCGGCUUUCGGCGACUCGAAGGAAGGCAUCUGGGAGUCUGGCGACGUCACUACCGAAUUGUUGGAGCGACAGCCGCAUCUCGCCAAGAAUGUGUCUAGGAGCAUGACGUUUAUCCAGAAAGGCGAUAAGGUCCCAAAACCAAGCUCCGGUGUGAACACGUUCGUUGCGUACAUGAACAUCUUUUCUAGGAAGAGCAGGAUGGAGGUGUUAGAGAUUGCGAAGGCAUUGAGACAGGAUAUCCAGAUUGAGUACUCGUAG
Lindgomyces ingoldianus is the source of this 1857-nucleotide messenger RNA. RefSeq lists its product as uncharacterized. The transcript has a single exon. NCBI's taxonomy places the organism in Eukaryota, Fungi, Ascomycota, Dothideomycetes, Pleosporales, Lindgomycetaceae. The record is from RefSeq and is a predicted model, not a curated record. The coding region runs from base 46 to 1857 and encodes 603 amino acids. Gene Ontology annotation, molecular function: ATP binding; metal ion binding.